AUGUUGGACAACAAUCUGAUCGCAUGGGGUACACAAUAUGAACUUGCACGCGGUGUUGCCAAUGGAGCUUGGACUUGGGCCAAUGUCCGAGAAAAUAUUGCGAAAUUGCAAGGCAAAUCUGCCGACUCUGCUUACAGAGUAAGGAGUGUUUUGCGUGGUCAGGAAAAUAUGCUAAAGGAAUCUAUUGAUCUCAGUCUUUGGCAGGAGCUUGACCGUGAGCAAGAUGCUAUCUUCGAGAACCAAGGCGCUGGUCUUGGUCUCAAUCAAUCCAACCAGAACUGGUACGGCGGCCAGAUCCAACAGCUCGCUCGUUUGAUCGGUGAAAAUGGAAAUUAUAAGAUUAUUCUCGAGCCCAUGGAGAAACGCCGAUCUCAUCGUUUUGCUCGUUUCUAUGGUUCAAGGAGGUUUCUUCAGCUUCGUAUUCCUGAACAAACUCUGCAGAAAGAAAGUCAUCAAGUGGUAAAGUUUCUCACGAGAAGUUUUGUGCUAUGUGGUCGAAUCUUUGUCCCUUUCCACUCUAAAGAAGGUUCACUUUACAUGGUUGAAACUGACCAGAACUAUGGACGCUUAUCCAUGGACUUCUUUGGUGAUCAGUAUCGCAUGCCAUUUUGUAAAUUUAUCAAUUGGCACAAUCCUCUCGCAGAACCCAAGAAUUACAACCAGACAAUCACCAAGUAUGCGACGCGUUUUGCUAUUGGUUUGUCGAAUUCGGUACCUGCCCUGGAAUUCCAGGCAAAAAAUAUAAUCUUCAUAGAUGACAUUACCACCGAUGACUGGCCUGAAGGAAAACCCAAUCCUCCGGCCGAAAAAUUAAUGACUGAUGGAUGUGGUUAUAUAAACCAUUCAGCUUUACAUGCCAUCGUCAAGCACAUGGAUUACGAAGCACUUCCUGCAGCCGUACAAGGACGUAUUGCUGGUGCAAAGGGCUUGUGGAUUCUACAUCCUGACGAUACCUCUGACGAACCGAAGAUUUGGAUUCGAAAUUCUCAGAACAAGAUCAAGUAUAGCGAGUUUGAUCGCUCCCAUAGGAUUUUCGACCUUCUCGGCCCUUCACGUCCCUCUUCUUCUAUAUGUCUAUCCGAACAGAGCAUUGUAAACCUUUUUAACAACGGAGUUCCUGCCGAGACACUUAUACGGCUUAUGGAAGAAGGACUGGAAGAAGAUGUUGCACCGCUCAUGGACUGGGAUAGACCACACGCAAUGGUUUUCUUAUGGGACGCCAUUAAUAAAUGCGGCAAUGUUUCUGGGUCUAGAACCCAGCGAAUUUCAGUUGCUCUUAACCGUGCACUUGGUUUGAAAGGACGCGAUUGGGGCCGUGAUAAUGAUGACAUCGAUGCCGAUGAGGAUGGUGUUGAAGGUGCUGAUGAUGGACCUACCUUGAAUACAGGCAGGAAUAUGUACAGUGGCGCACCAUAUGCCCUUCAUGAAGUCGCUGCUGAACUUAUUCAGGCUGGGUUUCACCCCGCUGAAAUGGAACUUUUGUACGACAAGAUUCGAUGGAUCGUCGAUAGUGCCAUGCGCACUUCCAUACAAAAGUAUCGUAUACCGAUUCCUGAAUCCCUUGGCGCAUAUAUUGCUCCAGAUUAUUUCGGAGUUCUCGAAGAAGACGAGAUUUUUUAUCAGUUCUCCAAACCUCGUAAGGACCCAGCAUCAAGCAUGCUUAAGCAUACCCUAGAAGGGCCAGUAAUUAUUGGUCGGUAUCCGAUCAUGUUGGGCUCCGACAUGAAGAAGGUAACUGCUUGUUACUAUAGGGAGUUGGAAUUGUUUCAGGAUGUUGUCGUUUUGCCGAUCAAAGGAUAUAGAAGUUUGGCCAAUCAACUCUCUGAUGGAGAUCAAUCCAUUGUGAUAUGGGCCGAGGACAUUGUCGCGCCGUUCAAAAAUACGCCUUUGGUUGAGCAACCAAAGGAUUUCAUGAAGGACAAUUUCGAAUCAGGCUCUAAAGUCCAGAGCGUGCGCGACUUCUGUCAUAAUAAAUAUAUUUCGCCACGCGCGACAAACGAGGCAUUUAUGGCUCAUCUCCUGGCCAAUCUCAACGACUCUGAGGUUGGGCUCUAUAACAUGAUGCACAAGAAUGCCGCGAUCGCGUAUGGCUACCAUGACUCAAAAACUAUUCGCCUGGCAUACAUAUUCACGACGUUGUUGGAUGCCAGCAAGACGGGUCAUAGACUAAAACAGGGUAUCAAAGCGAAGGACCUUGCGAAGUACAGCAACACAUCUCCAGAUAUCCAAGCUCUCAAGGAUAAGGCACCUAACCGCGACAUACUUUUCCUCCUCAACGACGCCGCUAAGAAGAAAGCAGAUGAGCUCUUCGAGCGGUAUGAAGCGAAAAGGCCUUCGAAAUACGACAACCAGGACAAAGACCUAAGAAGUCCAUAUGACGAUAUGUUCAAAUUUGCACUUGAGGCAAAAGAAUCUCAAAAAAUGCCAAAAUUCUUGGAGGAGUUGAGUAACAUCCGAGCACACGUCAACAAGGCGAAAGACAAGUGGAUAAUUGCCUGUGCGAAGGCGAAAGAAAAACAGUCGCCUGUUAAAGGCAAACCGUUCAAAAAGGCCAAAAACGAAGAUUUGAUGUUGGAAUGUACCCAGGCUUAUGCAGCACCGAUUGAAGGGAUCUUCCUCCUCAAAAAACAACUCAAACAGAUCAAAGCGUCGUACGCAUAUUGUGACUCGCCGAAAUUUGCUUUUACCGUGGCGUUCCUCGACCUUUGUCAUAUCAAAGCGGCAGCCUCCCCGGGAGGCCUUGCACCAUCACUGCGCAUCUUUGACGAUGCGAAAACCAUAUCUCCGUCAUUUUUAAGAGCUCUCAGAGCCGUUGACGAAGACAGUAUUUACUCUUAA
Molecule: messenger RNA, 2838 nt
Organism: Psilocybe cubensis
Lineage: Eukaryota; Fungi; Basidiomycota; Agaricomycetes; Agaricales; Agrocybaceae
Exons: 10
Coding region: 1-2838 (945 amino acids)
Biological process (GO): siRNA processing
Cellular component (GO): nuclear RNA-directed RNA polymerase complex
Molecular function (GO): RNA-directed RNA polymerase activity
Source: RefSeq, a predicted model, not a curated record